Messenger RNA from Mastomys coucha (southern multimammate mouse), 2111 nucleotides. RefSeq names its product golgi associated olfactory signaling regulator (gene Gfy). Lineage: Eukaryota; Metazoa; Chordata; Mammalia; Rodentia; Muridae. The coding region runs from base 509 to 2023 and encodes 504 amino acids. The record is from RefSeq and is a predicted model, not a curated record. The transcript has 7 exons.
CAGGGCGGCCAGCAGGCGCGCGCGCUCCCGAAAGGCCGCGUCGUCAGCUAGCGCCAGGCUGCGCCGAGACAGGGGGGUACCCAAGUCCACCCAGGCACGGCCGGGGGCGCGGAGGCUGCGGGAAGAGAGAAGCGAGAUGAGGGGCCAAACCUGGAAUCCCAAACAGAAACGUGGUCAAGACAGGUCCCCCCACUUCUGUGUUCCGGAAGCCUGGAUUCUUCAGUCUGAAGAGAACAGUAUGGCCUGACGAGAUUAGACUAGAAAGCGCCAUUCAGCAACACUCCCUGCCUAGCUCUUUGUUCAGAGCUGAUCACCUGCCAUUGUCUUGGACACUGCCAAACAGGGACCCCCACUGGGAAACGUACUACUGCUCCCAAAAAUCCCCGAACUCCCGUAUCCUUGGCGACUGGUUACCAUCCCACAGCCUCCAGGGAGGUGCUGUUGGCUUUUGCCAGGGUCCCUGGACAGAUCUGGUCCUUCUGGGAGCCGCUAUAAGCAUCUCAGCACCAUGCAGCCCUUCAGCCCCAUCUUCUUCUUCCUCCUCUUUCUCCUUGAUGGUCUGAGUUCCAGGGCAGCCCCCUCUCUGCCUAUGGGCUCUGAUCUCCAGGGGAUGCUUCUGCCCUCUGGGAUACCCACUGGUGCUCCAGAAAAUUUUACUAGAGAUCAACCUACCCCAGGAUACUCUGCAACCAAUCCUCCUGAGCACUCCAGGACACCACCCUCAGCCUCCCCUCAGGUCUCCAUAAAAAACUUAAGGGAGACCUCCAGCCUCAGCCCCUUCCUUUCUCUGGAGACUCCCAUGCCUGUCCAGCUCACCUCAGUAGCAGAAUCCCAGGGUACUUCACAAAUGAGCCCCUCCAAAGCAACACUUGCUAAAUCUUCUGAGACUCCCAAACCUGACCCAACUGGAAUUUUCCCGUCUGAAACUCCUGAAACCCCAAAACCUCACCCCUCCAACACCUCACUCUCAGAGUCUCCUGAGACUGUAUAUACUGACUCCACACCAACUCUACCCCAUGGGUCCCCUGAAAUCUCCAAAGGAGAUACCCCCAAACUCUCACCUGGUGAAGGGCCUAAGAUACCAAGUCCUAACCCCACCCAAUUCCUUAGCUCCAAAUCCCUAGAGACCUAUGACUCUGGUGUGACCAGAAACCUAAAUUCUGCAUUGCUACCAACCACCUACCCUGACCCUACAGAAAGUCCACAGUCAGCCUUUCUCACCACUCACAACUCCAAUCCCACUGAUGCCCCCCAAACACAAUUUCCCACAGCCACCAAUCAAAAUGUAGCAGAGGUGGCUAUGACCUCUGACUUGGACACCACCUCUAGCCUUCCCACCCAGGCAACAACCUUCGGGGAAGAAGCCCCCACUCCCAGUGAGCCUGGCUUGAGUCCCAGCCCAGAAGCCCCUGCAACCACCCAAGUUGCCACCCCUGGCCUGUCCACCUCAGAUUCCCUAGGAACCAAAGAGCUGCACAUACCCCAGAACUCAGGCCCUAAAGGGCCAGAUAUCCCUCUUCCCUCAGCAAGGAUUGCAGGGCCCCCUCUCGAGCACCCCAAUCAGGUGGCCCCUGCCGUGCCUCAGGCCCCUCAGAGACACAGCCGAGGAGACACAGUCAAUACUAUCAUCGUGGUGGAGCGAGUGAAGGAGACCGGGGUGACUCUGGUCAGCCGCCCACGGGGCUCCGUCGGUGGGGCUCUAUGCCUGUUCUUCGCGGGGACAGGGAUGCUGAUUGGCAUCUUCCUCCUGCUGUGGUGCCUCUACCGCCGAGCCUCCAGACACAGGUCCUUUGCCCACCACCGGCUCCAGGACAGCGGAGAUGAACCAGUCUUGCACCUGGAUGCCCCAAAGGACCCGCUGGAUCUCUACUUCUAUGCCCCUGAUGCGUGGGUGCCCUCCCACAUCGCCACCCAGCCGCCACCUUCCACGCCCCCUCUGCCGCCCAAGCUGCCCCCACCGCCUCGGGGGCCGCAGCGCCUGGAAGCCCUGUCACCCGCGGCGCUGUCCCCCAACUUCGUCUGAGGACCGCGCCGCAGACCGGGCCCAGCUUCAACGCCUAGAGGCGCACCCCAGAGCCAGGCAGAACUUCCCAAUAAACCGCCGCGCCCAC